Messenger RNA from Paramecium sonneborni, 1346 nucleotides. NCBI's taxonomy places the organism in Eukaryota, Ciliophora, Oligohymenophorea, Peniculida, Parameciidae. The record is from the annotation of a GenBank genome assembly.
AUGGGUUGUUAAGCUAUGAAACAAAAAAAGCAUAUUGUAUAAAUUGCUAAUUUGGAGAUAAUACUCAAAUAACAAAUUUAUGAUUUAGUAUAAUAAUGUAAUAACAAAUUUAAUUUAAAGAACAAUAGAUUACUCUAGAAAGUUAAGAAGAAAUAUUCAUUUAUGAUAGCACUUUAGAAAAGGAAGUAAAGGUUCCAAAGCUGAGAUAACCAAGUAAAUAGUUUAAUUAAAUUUAAAGUAUUUAAUCCACUUGUUUAAAGAAGAAAAUUAUAGAGAUUGGAAGAUAAUGUUAAGUUGUAAAGUAAUUGAACUAAAAAAAUGAUAAAUAUUUUGUAUUUAGAAUUUCUAAUUAAAAAAGUUUUAAUUAAAAUUUUAUGUUGUGUAGUUCAAAUUAAGAAAACUUGUAAAAGAGUAAAUUGAUCUAUUAAGUUUCUGACUUUUCUUUUGAUCCAGAGGUAUAUUAAUAUCAAAAAAUAUUAGUUUGAAAUAUAUACGGAUUAUUAUUAGAAAAAGAUCGCUCAAAUCACAAAUUAAGGAACAGUUCGAAUUUUUGAAUUGUUAAAUAAUAAUAACAAGCAAAUGAAGAGAUUGAUAGCGGAAUUUUAAGCGUAUUAUUUCAUUAAUGAAGACAUUAGGGAUAAAUAAUUUCAUUUUCAUGGUUGAGUCCAAAAUAUGAAAAUUUGAUUGCUACUUGUGGUAAAGAUAAUUUAAUAAAAAUUUGGAAAGAAUAAGCUAGUUAAUGGAAAAUAGAAAAAUAAAUAUUAAUAACUUAAUCAUAAGCUAAUAUAAUUUAAUGGGCAGAUAAUAAAUUUAUUUUAGCAGCAGGAUAUAAUAAUGGAUAUUUAGAAGUAAUAGAAGGCUAAGACUAUAAAAUUACAAACACUAAUGCUUAUAAUUAACAGUUAUUUUGCUUAGAUUGGCUAAAAAGUGAAUAAGAAUAAAUUAUAGUAACUGGGGGAAUAAGUGAUAAUUAAUCAAUUAUUAAAAUUUGGAAUGUCUUAUCAGAUUAAUAAACUAUUAUUGAUAAAGUCUUUGAAUAUAACUGUAUAGAUAAAAUAAGACACGUUAAAUUCGCACCUCAAAUUUUUAACUUAGAACUUUAAUUAGCUAUUUGCUAUGGGAAUUAUUUAGAUAUUUUAACUUUGAAUUAUAAUACAGAGUUUAUUAAACCUUUAACAUUAUAAAAGAAAUAAUAAAUACAAUUAAAUGUAAAAUUUAACUUAAUGUAGAAUAUUUGCUAAAAAAUAAGUUGGUCAAUAUUAGGAAAUGAACUUAAGAUAUAUUUUGAUAAUUAAAUGCAUUAAUUUUACUAAAGUGAAGAAAAUGAAUAUCUAAAAUAAAACUGA